UUACGGUUGCUCGGUAGCCCUGAAAGGUUUCACGCUGGAACAGCGCUGUCAAUUAUAUUUGACGCCGUGCGAUGUCAUAGACGGCAAGUCAACUUUCAGCCUGAUGGAGUUUAGUGUUAACUUUAGUUUUCCCAAUCUACGUGUAACAGCCUUCAAGAAGAUGGUGGGACAUCUCGAGAUCAAGACGAAACACAUUCCUACUGCUGAGAAGGCGUUGUUCAAACUUCUUGUCAAAGACAUCAUCGGUGACGUUACUGGUAAACGAAUUGAGGAGCUUUGGGCCUUGAGGGGUAAGGCGACCAGGGAGGAGAAGGAGAACAAGGACAAGGCUAUUUUGUCCGAGAACUUCUCCCACUGCGAGGGCGUGCUUGACGACAACGACGUCAAGCAGGUGAACGACAUCGUCAAGGAAGCGAAGGAGCAGCUGCGCAAGAAGCUCGCCCACUACGCGGAGAGACCCAGCAUGGCGGGGGUCGAGACUGACGAUCGCGGUUCGGUGAUCAAGCUCGGGUGGGCCCAGGCGCUCCUGCCCCCAGAUUGCAGGCUCGACAAAGACGACAAGCUGUUCUGGCGCUGGGCAGGCUCUAUGCCCAACAGGGUGAAGAAGCCUAAGGCCUUUACACGGGUCUGGGGUGGAGACACUGGCAGGACGGAGGGGAAGGCACUUCGGCUAGUGCUGGAGACGCUAUGGGAGUGGCACUCGGACGGCACCGAGGCGACUAAGUGCCCCCACGACUGGGAUAAGCUCCUCCCAGUUGUUGCAUGA
Molecule: messenger RNA, 766 nt
Organism: Prorocentrum cordatum
Lineage: Eukaryota; Dinophyceae; Prorocentrales; Prorocentraceae
Source: the annotation of a GenBank genome assembly